AUGUUCGUUAAUAACUAUUGCUUGCCAAUGAAUUGUAUUGUUGCUCCACUCAACGGUUGUGGAGGAAUAUACUUAGGAAAUGUUGAUGCAGCCUAAGACUCUCAAUUGCUCAAUUAACAUAAAAUUGGAGCAGUAUUGUAAAUAUUAGAUUAAUCUGUUCCUGUAUAAGGAGCCCAAAAAUUAGUAAUGAUUUAUCAAUAAAUUUAGUGGAUCAUGGCUGAGGAUUCAGAAGACUUUCCUCUACAUAAAUACUUUGAUUAGAGCAUUAGAUUUAUAGAGAAUUAAAGCAAAAAGACCAAUGUGCUGAUACAUUGUUAUGCUGGGAUAUCUAGAUCUGCUGCAAUUGUAGCUGCAUACAUGAUGCAAAAAUACAAUUGGAGUGUCAAUCAGACAAUGCUACACAUCCAAAGUAAAAGAAGGAUUGUGAGCCCUAAUUCUGGAUUCAUGAAAUAACUAAAGGAUUUUGAAAGGAAAUUAUCAAACCAAGAUCAAUAAUUAUCGUUGAACUCAUUUAAAUUAGAAAGAUCAAAUUAUAGGCCAAGUUCAGCAUUGUCCAAUUACAAUAAAAUAAGCACUCCAGCUAAGUAGGCUUUCGAUAAAAUAAAUAUACCAAGCACUAAGUCAUCAUCGAGAUUGGAUGAUUUUAGUAGUAAACUAGAUCAGUUUAGACAUUUAUUGAGAGUGAAACAAAAGGCUUAUUGAAUUUACUUAAUAUAAACUAAUA
Molecule: messenger RNA, 724 nt
Organism: Paramecium octaurelia
Lineage: Eukaryota; Ciliophora; Oligohymenophorea; Peniculida; Parameciidae
Source: the annotation of a GenBank genome assembly